GCGGGCGGGCCAGCCGCGGAAUACUCGGACUCCCUGCCGUUCGCUGGCUGCUGCCGUCCGGGGAGCGGCUCCCGGGGGAAGACACCUCGGCGUCUGGGACAGAGACACAGUGAAACAGGAGACCUCGCAUAGCAGCGGAUCCUUCCUCUUCAUCCCCUCAUGCACUCUUCAGGUCGGACUGCAAUGAGUGGACUGAGGUCUUCUGGGCUGCUGGGGCUUGUACUCUUAAUGCUGUCAGCAGGAUACUGCAAAGAAAAAACAGACUCCACAGAUUUGAAGGACAAGCAAAGUCUCUUAAAUCUCAUCAUGGAGAUCAUUCAGGAACUGAAAAGGUACCACCUGGAGAAGGACAGUGGGAUGCAGUACUUCUCCAAGCAUGACUAUAACUUGGAUCGAAGGGAAGUGGCCGACUAUGGAGGGUACCAGGACGAGCAGAGAGUUGAAAUAGUUCCCAGAGAUCUGAGGAUGAAAGACAAGUUCUUGAAGCAUUUAACAGGUCCACUCUACUUUAGUCCAAAAUGUAGCAAACACUUUCAUCGGCUUUAUCACAAUACGAGGGAUUGUACCAUCCCAGCAUACUAUAAAAGAUGUGCCAGGCUUCUUACUCGACUGGCAGUAAGCCCUAUGUGCAUGGAAGGAUAAAGAUCUUACUACCACGACACGGAACACCAAGAACCAAGAGAAGUGCCUUGGAAACCAACAGGGAAACAGAACUUACUACCUUUUAGCGAAUUCCAUUGUGAACAAGAGAUUUAUUUUUGCAGAUUGACAGACUACUUCCCAUAAUUCUUUUAACAUGCAUUUUGUAUGUCAUUGACAGUUUGCAGAUUGACAUUCUUUACAGUAGCAUAACUGCCAGUAGUACUUAAUGCUCCAUACUUAAAAACACACUACAAUUGAUGUGUAAUGCUGCCAAAAAUUAUGUAAACACAAAUAUUUCACCAAGAAAAUUCAUGUUCUGUUGCUUAAUUCUACAGUUUUAAGGAAUGUUUGUUUGUAUAUCUAGAACUACUAAAGAUCUGCUCCACAGUAGUUGUGGUCACUCGAUAUCCUUCAUGCUUAUGCAAUUUUUAAAAAGUUUGGUUAAAACAGACUUGCAUUGGGGUCACAUUGUACCCUGGAGUACAAACUGCAUGACAAACAGGAAUGUUAUUCCAAGUAGACAUACUUUUUGGGACAGUGGAGCAUGGAUUUUGUACACAAACACAAGCUGCCAUUAAUUUACUUUAUAUAAUAAAUGUAUAAAACAUUCCAGUGAACGUGCAAUAUGUAAAUACUGUAAAUAACAAGC
Molecule: messenger RNA, 1291 nt
Organism: Melospiza melodia melodia
Lineage: Eukaryota; Metazoa; Chordata; Aves; Passeriformes; Passerellidae
Gene: ALKAL2
Product: ALK and LTK ligand 2
Exons: 6
Coding region: 160-642 (160 amino acids)
Biological process (GO): positive regulation of ERK5 cascade; positive regulation of ERK1 and ERK2 cascade
Molecular function (GO): receptor tyrosine kinase binding; receptor signaling protein tyrosine kinase activator activity
Source: RefSeq, a predicted model, not a curated record